Molecule: messenger RNA, 9767 nt
Organism: Boleophthalmus pectinirostris (great blue-spotted mudskipper)
Lineage: Eukaryota; Metazoa; Chordata; Actinopteri; Gobiiformes; Gobiidae
Gene: myo10l3
Product: myosin X, like 3
Exons: 41
Coding region: 227-6454 (2075 amino acids)
Biological process (GO): signal transduction
Cellular component (GO): myosin complex; cytoskeleton
Molecular function (GO): cytoskeletal motor activity; protein binding; ATP binding
Source: RefSeq, a predicted model, not a curated record
CCCGCGGACCAUCACCAGAGGACCCAACUGCUCCUAUAAGUCGUCACAAGUGAUAAUAUUGGACUGUAUAAUGACUUUUUCUCACCGCUAGUUUCAGCCAAGAAACUUUACAAGGAGCGGAACUUUCCCUGCCACAAAGACGGAUGGAAAUUAUUCCGGAAAGCCUCUCCUCCGCCGCGGUGGUACCCUAAACUCCGAAUACAAAAACGAGAACACUAGGUUUACUAUGGAUACUUUCUUUUUAGAGGGGGCCCGUGUGUGGCUGCGGGACAAAGAGCAGCUGCUCCCCUCUACAGUCAGCUCCUGUGAUGAUUCAUCUCUGGUCCUCACCACUGACUAUGGCAAGGUGAUGUACCUCCAGAGGGAGCAGCUGAGCAGAGAAACAGUGUACGCCAUGCACCCGAGCAGCAUCCAGGGCGUGGAGGACAUGUCCACACUGAGCGAGCUGCACGAGGCCGCCAUCAUGCACAACCUGUUCCUCCGCUACCAGAAGGACAGCAUCUAUACCAAUAUUGGCUCCAUCCUGGCAGCUGUAAAUCCAUACAAACAGAUCCGAGGCCUGUACGACAGCGCCUCUGUGGACUUGUACAGUAAACACCAGUUGGGGGAACUGCCUCCUCACAUCUUCGCUAUCGCCAACGAGUGCUACCGCUGUCUGUGGAAGAGGCAUGACAGCCAGUGUGUCCUCAUCAGUGGUGAAAGUGGUGCAGGAAAGACCGAAAGCACCAAACUGCUCCUUAAAUUUCUCUCAGUGAUGAGUCAGUAUUCACUUGGUACUCCACCUUCAGAGAGCACCACCCGAGUGGAGCAGGCACUGGUCCAGAGCAGUCCUAUCAUGGAGGCUUUUGGAAACGCAAAGACUGUGUAUAACAAUAACUCCAGUCGUUUUGGGAAGUUCAUUCAACUCAACUUCUCCCAGAAUGGAAAUAUCCAGGGAGGCUGCAUCAUCGACUAUUUGCUGGAAAAGAACCGAGUAGUGCGGCAGAAUCCUGGGGAGAGAAACUACCACAUCUUCUAUGCACUUUUAGCUGGAGCUGACAGAGACCACAGGGAUAUGUACCUCCUUUCUGAUGGUGCUGAGGCCUAUCAUUACUUGAGUCAGUCGGGUUGUGUGCAGGACAACAGCCUGGACGACAAACAACUCUUUGACAGUGUUAUGGAAGCCCUCAAAGUGAUGGAGUUUACAGAGGAAGAGAUCAGGGAUGUGUUCAAGCUGCUUUCUGCUGUUCUCCAAAUGGGAAAUAUAGAGUUCAUGACGGCUGGAGGGGCCCAGAUCACAACUAAUGCAGUGGUGAACAAUGUGAGCGAGCUGCUUGGUUUGGACUCGUUCCAGCUGUCAGAGGUGUUGACCCAGCGCUCCAUGAUUCUCAGAGGAGAGGAGAUCUGCUCCCCACUCACCGUAGAGCAGGCUGUAGACUCCAGGGACUCGGUUGCCAUGGCACUUUAUUCCCAGUGUUUCUCCUGGAUCAUCAUGCGGAUCAACCAGAAGAUAAAAGGAAAAGAAAACUUCAAGUCCAUUGGCAUCCUGGACAUUUUUGGUUUUGAGAAUUUUGAGGUUAACAGGUUUGAACAGUUUAACAUCAACUACGCCAAUGAGAAACUUCAGGAGUAUUUCAAUAAGCACAUUUUCUCCCUGGAGCAGUUGGAGUACAACAGGGAGGGCAUUCAGUGGGAGGCUAUAGACUGGAUGGACAAUGCCGAGUGUCUGGAUCUCAUUGAGAAGAAACUGGGCAUGUUGGCACUUAUUAAUGAGGAGAGCCGAUUCCCCAAAGGCACGGACUACACCCUCCUGGAGAAACUACACAGCCGCCACGCAGCUAAUCAUUAUUAUGUGAAACCUCGUGUGACCGACCACCAGUUUGGCAUAAAGCACUACGCCGGAGAGGUGCUUUAUGAUGUGCGGGGGAUUCUGGAGAAGAACAGAGACACUUUCCGGGAUGACAUCUUGUUUAUUCUUAAAGACAGCCGACUCGACUUCAUCUAUGACCUUUUCGAGCGCGUGGGGAGCAGAAGUGGAGAUGAGACCCUGAAGAUGGGAACGGCGAGACGCAAGCCCACCGUCAGCUCCCAGUUCAGGGACUCCCUUCAUUCACUGAUGGCCACACUAAGUGCCUCCAAUCCCUUCUUUGUGCGCUGUAUCAAACCGAAUAUGGACAAGAAACCUAAUCAGUUUGACCCAGACGUUGUACUGAACCAGCUGAGGUACUCCGGGAUGCUGGAGACGGUGAAGAUACGGAGAGCUGGGUUUCCGGUGAGGAGGACCUUUAAGGACUUCAACAGCAGGUACAAGAUGAUUCUGAAAACUAAAGCCGUCCCCAGUGAUGAGAGGCAGUGCUGUUUGGAGAUUCUCAACCUGCACGAUCCAACCAAAAAGGAGUUUCAGCUUGGGAAAUCUAAGGUUUUUCUCAAAGAGGUCCUGGAGCAGACAUUGGAGAAGGAGAGGGAGGAGGUGCGGCGGAGGGCUGGUAUGGUGAUCCGUGCCCACAUCCUUAGCUAUGUGGCAAGGAAACAUUAUAACAAGGUUCGAUCCAGCGUCGUCACCAUCCAGAAGAACUACCGCGCCCACUUUUGGAGACGCCUCUUCCUGCGUAUUCGAACUGCCGCCAUCAUCCUCCAGAAGCACCACAGGGGUCAAAGGGCACGCUCGCUCUACCAGCAGCUCAGGGAGGAGAAGAGGAGGAGAGAGGAAGAGGAGCGGCGGAGACGGGAGGAAGAAGAGGAGAGGAGAAGGAUGGAGGAGGAGAGGCUGAGGAGAGAAGAGGAGGAGAGGAGGAAGAUGGAGGAGGAGGAGCGGAGACAGAGGGAGAAAGAGGAGGAGGAGAGGAGGAAGGAGCUGAUGGAGAAACAGAAAACAGAUGACAGGAGCUCAGUGAUGGUGAACGGCGCCUGUGAAAAGAAGGGGCUGUCCCAGACCCUGUCCCACUCUGACACCACAGAGGAGGAGAGCAGGCAGAUGGAGGAAAUCCUAAGACUGGAACGCGAGAUCGAACGUCUCCAGAAACAGCAAGAAGACGGCGUUUCUUUGCUUGGAGACAUGUCCCGUGAGGAGCUUCGCCAAAUCAGGGACGCCGAGAUCUACCGCCUGGAGAAGGAAGCGUCGCGAGUGGCUACAGAAUUCCUUGAUUUGUUGGAUUUUGGUGGAUUGGAGCCUUCGUUAUCCAGCGAGGAAAACCUUCACGACCCCACGGAAUCCACCGCUCCCCUCGCCGAAGAAGAGGUGGAUGAGGGGUUCCACGCUGAAGAUGAGUGCGUAGCGUUGCCAGACUUUCCUUCACCGGUUUCAGCUCCUCUGGAUAAAGAAGUGUUCCAGAGUAUCCCACCUCCUCCUCCAGAUUUUGCAGAAGGACAGCUAGCUACUCCCUCCCCCUCCUCUGUACAGAAUAAACCAGUUACUUCCAACGGACUUAGUCAUGUUCCCAAUCUUUCCACAAACCAUGCUCCCGCUCCUCUUCCUGCUCUUACUAAUGGACACAGGGAAGAGAGAGCGACCCGGGGGUCAAAACUGAAUGAGUCAGUGAAUGGUCAAGUGUCCCACAGCAACCUCCCAGACCCGGAGUCGGACUAUGACCAGGAAGAAUUUGAAGAGGCUCAUGGGAGUUCGGGGGCGAGUAUCAAUGACGGACACAUCACCGACGAGGAGGUGGUGAGGAAGUCCUCCGGUACACAAAACAGUCUGGACUCAUUCAGGGGCAGCUCCGACUCGUUCAUCGACAGUGAUGAUGAGAACGAUGCCUAUGUGGACACAGAUGAAGAGGUUUCCAAUGGCAGAGUCAACCUCCUGAACGGAUCUGGGCCUCCCUACUUCCACGGCUAUCUGUACAUGAAGAGCGGGCUCAUGAUUCCCUGGCGACGGCGCUGGUGCGUGUUAAAAGAUGACACCUUCAUGUGGUUCCGGGCGAAGCAGGACUCUCUCAAAUCGGGCUGGCUCUACAAGAAGGGAGGGGGCAUGUCCACGCUGUCACGACGGAACUGGAAAAUGCGCUGGUUCGUGCUUCGCGAAAACAAGCUCAUGUACUUCGAGAACGACAGCGAGGAGAAGCAGAAAGGGACCAUUGAUAUCCGAGCUGCUAAGGAAAUCGUGGACAAUCACGAGAAGGAAAACGCACUGAACAUCGUGACAGAAGAGAGGACCUACCACAUCUACGCAGAAUCUCCAGAAGAUGCAAGCGGUUGGUUCAAUGUGCUGAGUCGUGUGCACAGCGCCAGUCCGGAGCAGCUCCUGGAGAUGCACCACGAACAGGCCAACCCAAAGAACGCAGUGGGAACCCUAGAUGUGGGAUUGAUUGACUCAGUUUGUGCGUCUGACAACCCCGACAGACCUAAUUCCUUUGUGAUCAUCACUGCAAAUCGAGUGAUCCACUGUAACACGGACACGCCCGAAGAGAUGCACCACUGGAUCGGACUGCUCCAGAAGUCCAAGGGAGACACUAGGAGUGACGGACAGGAGUUUCUAGUCAGAGGCUGGCUUCACAAAGAGAUGAAGUCCGGAGUCAAAAGCACCUCUCUGAAGCUGAAGAAGCGCUGGUUCGUCCUCACAACAAACUCUUUGGAUUAUUACAAGUCCUCAGAACGAAAUGCCACCAAACUGGGCACUUUAGUCCUCAACAGCCUCUGCUCCGUGGUGCAGCCGGAUGAGAAGGUCUUCAAAGACACUGGUUACUGGAAUAUCAUUGUCCAUGGACGAAAGCACUCUUAUCGCCUUUACACCAAAAUGCUAAAUGAAGCCAUGCGCUGGGCUAAUGCCAUCCAGGGAGCCAUAGACAGCAAGGUUCCCAUAGAAACACCAACACAACAACUCAUCAGGGAUAUCAAGGAGAGCAGUUUGAAUGUAGAGGCUGUGGAGCAGACCUACUGGAGGAACCCCAUCCUCAGAUAUACCCAGCAUCCUUUGCACUCACCUCUUCUACCUCUGCCAUAUGGAGAUGUCAGCGUCCACUUGCAAAAGGAAAAGGGCUACACCAGCCUGCAAGAUGAAGCUGUCAAGAUCUUCAACUCUCUUCAGGAGAUGGAGGCCGUGUCCGACCCGGUGCCCAUCAUCCAGGGCAUCCUCCAGACCUGCCAGGACCUGCGGGCGCUGAGGGACGAGGUCUACUGUCAGCUGAUCAAACAGACCAAUCACGUGCCUCAUCCCAACAGCCCGGCCAAUCGUGCGCACUGGCACCUCCUCACCUGUAUGAGCUGCACCUUCCUGCCCAGUCGAGGCAUCCUGCGCUACCUCAGAUUCCACCUCAAAAGGAUUAAAGAGCUGUUCCCUGGUACAGAGAUCGAGCAGUACGCCCACUUCAUCAGCGAAUCCCUCAAGAGAACCAAAUCUCGAGAGUUUGUGCCCUCCCAAGAAGAGAUCAUUGCUCUUCUGACCAGACAGGAAAUGACCACCACGGUUUACUGUCACGGGGGAGGCUCCUGCAAGAUCUCCAUCAACUCCCACACCACGGCUGGAGAGGUGGUGGAGAAGCUAAUUCGCGGGUUAGCCAUGGAGGACAGCCGAAACAUGUUUGCGUUAUUUGAACACAACAACUCCAUUGACAAAGCAGUGGAAAGCAGAGUACUUGUAGCCGAUGUUUUGGCUAAAUUUGAAAGACUGGCGGUCAGUGAGGAAGAGGAGGAUGGCCAAUGGAAACUGUACUUUAAGCUUUAUUGCUUCCUGGAUGUGGAGAGCAUGCCCAAAGAAGGAGUGGAGUUUGCAUUCAUGUUUGAGCAGGCCCAUGAGAGUCUGACCCGCGGCCACUUCCCCGCCCGUGAGGAGACCCUGCAGCACCUGGCAGCUCUGCGUCUUCAGUUCCUCUACGGAGACAAGGGCAAAGCCUCGUGGAGCCUGGACAGCGUGUACCCCGUGGGCCGCCUACGAAACCGCAUCAUCCAGUUCACCAAAGGAGGCGGGGGGUCAGGCACAGGCCAAACUCUGGAGAGGAGGAGGACCAGCUUCUUGGAUGGGACUCUCCGGAGGGGUCUGAAGACGGGCUCCAUGAAGAAGCAGAAGCUGGAGGAGGAGCAGAUGUUGGAGAUGUGGAUUAAAGAGGAGAUGUCGUCCACGCGGGCCAGUAUCACAGACAAGUGGAGCAGGCUGAGCGGGCUGGACCAGCACCAGGCCAUGCUCAAGUACAUGACUGUGAUCAAAGAGUGGACCGGCUACGGCUCCACGCUGUUCGAUGUGGAGUGUAAAGAGGGGGGCUUCCCACAUGACCUCUGGCUGAGUGUGAGUGCGGAGAAUGUAUCUGUGUAUAAGAGAGGAGAGCCCAAACCUCUGGAGACUUUUCCGUAUGAACACAUCGUCUUCUUUGGAGCUCCACAGCACUGUACCUACAAAAUCACUGUGGACGAGCGGGAGAUGUACUUUGAAACUCCUCAGGUUGGAGAGAUCACGAAAAUCAUGAAAGCCUACAUAAACAUGAUUGUGAAAAAGCGCUGCAGCGUCAAAUCUGUCUCCAGUUACGGCAGCAACUGGAUCAGGUGAUGGACUGUAACAUAAUGCACUAUACGGACGACUGCCCCCUACAGGCGACUGGGCAGAAGACAGAGAAACAAAAUGCCUUUGGACAAGAGUUUAGACUAAAAUGUAACACGGAAUAUUCUCUACUGCUAAUGUGAAAGCAAGAAUGUCCUAUCCGAAUUAUUGUAUGUUUUUUUUUUUAUGAUCUUUCCAUAGACUGUAUAAAGAAAUGGACUAAGGGAGUGUGACGUUCAUAUUAGGAUUUAUUUACGGACAAAAUAGCUAAAUAAAAACACCAGGCAUGGUUCUCGACUGGAAAAAGGUGUCUUGUACUCUCCUGGUGGGUGGAGAGACCCUGCCUCAAGUGGAGGAGUUCAAGUAUCUCGGGGUCUUGUUCACGAGUGAGGGGAGGACGGAGCGAGAGAUUAACAGGUGGAUCGGUGCAGCGUCUGCAGUGAUGCGGUUGCUGUAUGGGACCGUUGUGGUGAAGAGGCAAAGCUCUCAAUUUACCGGUUAGUCUACGGUCCUCCCCUCAUCUGUGGUCAUGAGCUUUGGGUAAUGAUCGAAAGGACAAGAUCGCGGAUACAAGCGGUUGAAAUGAGUUUCCUCCGCAGGGUGGCUGGGCGCUCCCUUAGAGAUAGGGUGAGGAGCUCAGUCACACGGGAGGAGCUCGGAGUAGAGCUGCUGCUCCUUCACGUCAAGAGGAGCAGUUGAGGUGGCUCAGACAUUUGUUCCGGAUGCUUCCUGGGUGCCUCCCUCGGAAGGUGUUCUGGGCAUGUCUCACCGGGAGGAGGCCCCAGGGAAGACGCUGGACAAGCUGGAGGGACUAUGUCUCUGGACUGGCCUGGGAAUGCCUCAUGGUCCCCCCAGAGGAGCUGGAGGAAGUGUCCGGGGUGAAGGAACUCUGGGAGUCCCUGCUUAGACUGCUGCCCCCGCGACCCGGUCCCAGAUAAGCGGAAAAAAAUGGAUGGAUGGAAAUCACCAGAAUCAUGUAGAACAGAUUAAUACGAAUAUUUUAAGACCAAAAUGACAAGGCUCACAGCAGCAGUUAAAGAGAGAGGAGUGACGUUUUUUUCAAUGUAAAGGAACAUGGCGGCUUACAGAUUAACUAUGUCCAGGCCCGCCAACAGAAAUUUGGGGGCCUGGGGCAAAAAACUUUACAUUGGCCCCCCUCUAAUAUAAAUUAAUAAGAAGAGAAUUCACUUUUGGGCCCCUAAAACCCUGUGGCCUGGAACAACAGACCCCUUUGUCCCCCUGUGUCUACUUCCCUGGCUAUGUCCAUUUAUAUAUACAGUCUAUGGCUCAUACCUUACAUUAGUUACACUGGCCAUUCUCUACAAAGUAUUACUGACAAUAGAAACUCAAGUGAACACAUGAAGCAAAAAAAUUUAAAUAUUACAAUUUGUGUAUAGUGUUUCUGAGCCCACAAAUCAAAAUUCAGAACCCUUUUGAAAAUAAUUCCUCACUCAGGUAAUACAAUGUGUGUGAUGAAAACAAGUUUGCCUUAGUGUUUUGGGAGUUCGGGGCUGAUGUUGCCUUUACAGACUGUUGCCUUUUGGAACAAUAUGAACAAAUGUAUCUGAAAAGUGUCCAUCAUGAAAUGUUUAAAAGGUGCAUUGUGUAAUUUUUCUGGUGGAGGGUGCGUCAAAUGCUUUUCUUUGUGGAAAUAUUGUAGCUUCAUCUGGAAUGUUUCACAGUCUGGUAUUAAACGUUUCUAUCUUCAUGGAGACAUCUAGGUAUUUUUGAGCUCUAAAACCACCUGUAAUUGAAUAAAUAUAAGGUAGAAAUGUUUAAAGUCAUACUGUGGAACAUUCCAGGCAGAGCAGUGACGAACCCCCAACAAAAAAGUUACACAUCGCACCUUUAACCACCGCAGAAAUGUCCUUUUAUUUACGAAUAUUAUUAUAUAGACGUCGUGUUGCUUGAAACAGGCUUUGAGAUGUGUUUGUUUCUUGCUGUUUUUGGCCAUAGAGGGUGGGGUAUUUAUUAGUGUGCUAAAAAAAAAAAAAAGUAAAAUGACGCUUUGCUACUCUGUUACUCUGAUGAUUUUCUAUUUCAGGGUUACAAUAUUUUGACAUUUCAAGCUAAUAGUUCCUGGUAUAUGCUAAAGUACUAAAGGACUGACAGUUGAGGGUGUCUUACUGUCAACUAUUCUUUUUAUGAUUGAUUUUUACACCUGUCACGAUAAUUACUACAUUGACUUAUCAUCAGUGGUGGAAAGUAACGAAGUACAAAAGUAAAAGUACAAUUUUUAGGUAUCUGUACUUUCCCUGAGUAAAUUUUACUGUGGAUGCUUUUACUUUUACAUCACUACAUUUGAGAGCACGUAUCUGUACUUUCUACUCCACUACAUUUUAGAUCUGGACUGAAAAGUAAAAAGUGCUUUUCUUUAUAGUUUGAGACAACUUUAAGCAAACCAGAAACACAAAAACAGCUACAUAAUUUAAGAAAUCAAUAUUAAACCACUUAAAAUCAGCUUAAAUCUUUAUCAAAAUCACUACAUUUGAAGAUUUAAUUGUUAAUUUUUACUCUUAAAGUCCAUUCUUAAACAGGUACUUCAGUAGUUUUACUUAAAUAGAUUUACUUUUACUUUGAGUAAUCUUUUGCCCCUGUAUCUGUACUUUUACUUAAGUAACAAAACUGUGUACUUCAUCCACCACUGCUUAUUGCACAAUAUACAAAAGCUGGAACCAUAUAUUUUUGGGGUCAAUAUUUACCGUGUGUACAAUUUCUUUGUACUGCUGGGACAUUUUUGGUUAUUUUUUGACUGUAUGAUAAGAUUUGCGUCGUAAAAGUUUGAAUUCAUAACUUCUGUGACUCAUUACAGAUGCAAACUCAAUACUAAAGAGUUUCGUUCUACUAUUUAUUCAUAACAACUUGUGAUUUUGUAACAAUAUUGUACAUUUUGAAUAGUUUUGUGGUUUUAAAUCUGCUCUUGGGUUCUUGUCUCAGUGGGAUACAUUAAUUUCAAUAUUAUCCUUUAUCAUCGGUAAUUUCUUCAGCGAUUAUAUUGUGCUUCAAAAUGUUUGAAUUAUCGUGACAGGCCUGUUGAUUUCUGUAGUCACUGAAUCCGAUGUUUUGUUAAUCACACAAUAGAAUAGAAGAGGUCUAUGAUUUCAAAAGAUCCACACAGAUGUAUUUGGACCCUGGGACUGACCGGACUCAUCUCCGUUCAAAGGCAUUUUCCUGGUGAGCUGCCGGCGGCUACACCAGAGACUCAUCAUGCCCUCACCACGGACUGUUUCUCACAUUUACGACUGUUUUGAAGGAAGGAAACAUGGAACUUGUUUUAUAUCAGAAUUUAAAGAUGCUUUAAUAAAUUAUUGUAUUUAACUGC